AUGUUGUCCAAUUUGUUCUCUCUCUUCCAUUCCUCAAGAUCAGCCAGGGCUCCUACAUCCCGGUACAGACCCUUAGGAAUCGUAGGCGAAGACCACUUUAACCUCCUCGCGUCCCUACAGGUGGCUGUCCGCGACGAAUCGUUGCAAUGCGAAAAGCCAUCUUCCGCGGCCGAAAUGCUCCACGGCACGAAUGGGCCAAAUCUGAGGAAGCAGGUACGUACCGAGUGCUUGUUCUCUCCCGUUCCCUUUUCUUCUGUUAUCCCCGCCAAUGAGCAGACCCAGGUUUUAGAGAAUUAGGAGGGGAGGGAGUGGAGUGGAAAAGAAAGCACUUUUUUUCACAGGACCUGAUCUGUGCUUUUCGCCCCUCUUUUUCUGUUCCAAAUUACUCCUUGAGUUCUCUUUUUCUCCCCCCCACCGGAAUAUGACAGGUGCUGACUCCAACGCAAUAGGGCCGCUUGUGUUUAACUUUUGCUCUAAAAAACUGCACUUCCACUUCCGCCCCGGAGAAGAUCCGCGUUGCGAACAAACUUGAAGAGGCUAUUGACGCUGCAUACUCGGAGGGAGAUUAUAGGCAUAGGAUAUAUCGUAUUGGCGGAUGCCUUAAUGUAACUCCUUCCCCUUCUUCCUUUGCUUCCCCUUGCUUCCCCUUACUUCGAUACCUUACAGCCGGUGUGACCAACGGGCGAGGAAGUGGUGUUGCUAACGCAACGUCAGGAAAACCCACUGCUCCUCCAGGGCAUCCUAGCCGGUGAAUUAGCUGUUGAGCAAGUUGCUGUUGCGGGCGCUGUUGUUCGUAUUCUCCUCCCCGAACCCCACGCCAACGUCCAGCGACUAACCAAUAUAUUGCUAUAGGGCUCGUCAUCACCCCCCUCCCCGAUCCACGAGAAGGGAAGCGCGUUCGGGAUGGAGUCUGGAUGGUGCUAGUGCAAGCGUAGAAAGACAGACAACAAACAAGCAUAGAUGCGAAGUGAAGUGGAGCAGCUAUUUUCUGGGACCCUCGGAGACUUGCCAUUUCUCUUCCCUCGUAUCAUAGAUCUUGGACUAUGUGUUUUUCUUUUUUUCUUUUUUUCCUUCUUUCUUCUCUUUCCCAUAGGCAAUUCAUGUAGAUUAUUUAGAAUGCAGGAACCAUUCAUGUAA
Molecule: messenger RNA, 1137 nt
Organism: Tuber aestivum (summer truffle)
Lineage: Eukaryota; Fungi; Ascomycota; Pezizomycetes; Pezizales; Tuberaceae
Source: the annotation of a GenBank genome assembly